AAAACACGCUGUACAUUUAAGCAGCCUUUCAUUGAUAAACUUUUUCGAUUAGGACAGCCAGGGUAUAAAGUGUUACCCUGGUCGCAGUCUGGUCUGUAGUUCACUGGGUCAGAUCACAAUGGCUUCUGUUGCAUACCUGUUCCUCGCUAUCUUUGCUGUUGCCUCAGCAGCACCAGAUGGCCGAAUCGUUGGUGGUGACCAUGUUACCAUCGAGGAGUUCCCCUACGCAGUCGCCUACACGUACCUGUAUCCUGGACCUGGUAUCACUGUGCAGCGCUGUGUCGGCAGCUUGGUCUCCUCAUUCCAUGUCUUGACUUCCUCCUUCUGUUUCACUGGCGCCAAUCUAGACAACAUGAGGAUUCGUGCUGGAUCUACGAACAGCCUCUCUGGUGGAACUAUAGUGGAAAUCGACAAUGUUGUGAAGCACCCUGACUACACGGAGACGCCUCGGUCCCAUGACAUUGCAGUGACCUUUUUGAAGACUCCCCUCGGCCUCAGCAACGUCAUUAACGUUCUGUACCUGCCUCCCGCCAACACUUACAUCCCUGACGGACAAUCUCUUAAGGUCGUCAGCUGGGGAUUCGAAUCAGAGAGCGGCCCUCAACUAGAAACCCUGAAGACUGUGUUCCUGAACAAGCUCAGUCUUGCCGACUGCCAAGCAGUGUACGGUGACACCGACAGCGUUGAGAUUUCUGACAGUGUAAUCUGCGCCGCAGCGGCCGGUAAGGGUAUGUGUAUGGGAGACUCAGGCGCACCCAUGGUGAUCAACAACGCCAUCGUAGGAUCCUCCUCUUUCUUCAAGGAUUGUCUUGAUGAUGAGUUCCCUGACAUCUUCACCAGGAUCGACCGAUACACCAACUGGAUCCUGGAGGUGGCUUCAUCUGGUGGCCGCAAAGCUGAGAUCAGGGUAGCCCCCAGCUUAUAAAAUGAGCAAAAUUGCUAAAAAAAUGUCUUGACUGUUUUUGGGGAUUACUACUUUUCAAGUAUCUAAUUAAAUGUCAAAAUUAUGUGAUCUGUUUUUUCUCAUCGAAAGCUGAUUAGCAGCGUGUUUACUUUUAAGAGAUAUGAAUUAUAUUUUUUAAGUAUUUU
Spodoptera exigua (beet armyworm) is the source of this 1089-nucleotide messenger RNA. NCBI's taxonomy places the organism in Eukaryota, Metazoa, Arthropoda, Insecta, Lepidoptera, Noctuidae. The record is from the annotation of a GenBank genome assembly.